Messenger RNA from Pelobates cultripes (western spadefoot toad), 6992 nucleotides. The record is from the annotation of a GenBank genome assembly. NCBI's taxonomy places the organism in Eukaryota, Metazoa, Chordata, Amphibia, Anura, Pelobatidae.
AGGCAGAGGGUGCAGGGUUAGUGCAGUGCAUCCAGUGACAGUGUGCAGGCAGAGGGUGCAGGGUUAGUGCAGUGCAUCCAGUGACAGUGUGCAGGCAGAGGGUGCAGGGUUAGUGCAGUGCAUCCAGUGACAGUGUGCAGGCAGAGGGUGCAGGGUUAGUGCAGUGCAUACAGUGAGUGCAGGGUUAGUGCAGUGCAGUGGCAGUGCAGUGGCAGGGUUAGUUAGUGAGAGCAGAGGGUGCAAGUGACAUACUGCAUGCACAUGAAUACAGUGCAUGCAGUGACAGGGAGCAUUGCAGGGAUACAGUAAAUUCAGUGACAGGGAGCAUUGCAGGGAUACAGUGCAUGCAGUGACAGGGAGCAUUGCAGGGAUACAGUAAAUGCAGUGACAGGGAGCAUUGCAGGGAUACAGGGCAUGCAGUGACAGUGAGCAUUUGCAGGGGUACAGUGCAUGCAGUGACAAGGAGCAUUGCAGGGGUACAGUGCAUGUAGUGACAGCAUUGCAGGGAUGCAGUGACAGGAAACAUUGCAGGGAUACAGUGCAUGCAGUGACAGUGAGCAUUGCAGGGAUACAGUGGCAGGGUGCAGGUCUGGUGCAUGCUGGAUAGUGCCCUGCAUUCACUGACUGGCUGCUACAUUGACCCUGUAGAUGCAGGGAUAGAGCAGUACGGAGCAUCGCGGUGACAGAGAGAGGUAAGACUGCACUGCCACUAUUUACACUGUCAUCAUGUCCCCAUUGCCACCAUUCAUACUGCCACCUUGUACACUGUCCCCAUUGCCACCAUUCAUACUGCCACCUUGUACACUGUCCCCAUUGCCACCAUUCAUACUGCCACCUUGUACACUGUCCCCAUUGCCACCAUUCAUACUGCCACUAUUUACACUGUCCCCAUUGCCACCAUUCAUACUGCCACUAUUUACACUGUCCCCAUUGCCACCAUUCAUACUGCCACCAUUGCCACUAUUUACACUGUCACCAUUUACACUGCCACCUUGCACAGUCCUUACUGUGACUAUUUACACUGUCAUCAUGUUCCCAUUGCCACCAUUCAUACUGCCAUAAUGUACACUGUCCCCACUGCCACCAUUCAUACUGUCAUCUAGUACCAUCCACACUGCCACCUUGUUCACUGUCACCAUUCUCACUAUAUCCAGUCUUAGCCAUCCUCUGUAUGGAGCCUGCAUUAUACCCACAUCUUCAGCCAAACAUACCCUCUGUCCGCAUCUCUUCAAGUCCAACCCAACUUGCCCUCUGACAGCUUCUACCUAGCAUGCCAUCUAUGUCUACUGCCCCCUGUCAGCAUCUGUAAUCCUAAAUACCAUCUGCAGCCCUGCAAAUCAGCAUGCAUGUUCUGCCCUCUGUCAGCAUAUCCAGCCCUGCAAAUCAGCUGCAUGUUUUGCCCUCUGUAAGCAUAUCCAGGCAUACAUGCCCUGUUUCUUAUACCCUCUGCAUAUCCUGCACUCUACAUUCAAUGCAAUAAUUCCAAUCCUCAGCAUUUCAUGUCCCCUGUCUCUUUUACUCUCUGUGCUGUUCUUACCUCUGUAUCUGCUACCCCCUGCAUACUCUGCUCUGCUACUGCUUUCUGCAUGCCCUGCUCUAGAUACCUCCUACCCUCUGCAUGCCCUGCUCUAGUUAUCUCCUACCCUCUGCAUGCCCUGCUCUAGAUAUUUCCUACCCUCUGCAUGCCCUGCUCUAGAUAUCUCCUACCCUCUGCACGCCCUGCUCUAGAUAUCUCCUACCCUCUGCAUGCCCUGCUCUAGAUCUCUUCUGCAUACUCUGCCCUCUGUCACAUCUACAGCCUAUACACGCUCACUGUAUCUUCUACACUAUCAUCAAUACAACCCAAAUCCCCAUCCAUAUGCCUGUAUCUCAAACCCUAGACACCCUCUGCAUCCCCUGGCAUGUGUCUGAAUUCUCAUUCUCCUGCUUACCUUUUUUUUUAUUUUUAUAUCUACUCUUACCAAUAUCUCCUAUUUAUGCACAAUGCAUUUGCUGUUCUAUCUGCAUCUCCAAUCCUAAUUACCAUCUGCAUCUCCUAUUCUCUACUGCAUCUCUGCCUGCAUUUGCCACUUUACAUACCUUCUAUCCUAUAUUCUAGUUUACAUGCUGCUUGCACUCUGCCAUAUGAAUCUGCAACUCUAAAUACUAUUUAUGCAUAUUCCAUUCUACUACUAUUUCCUUCCAACUCUGCUGUCUGCAUAUACAUGUUCCCUGCAUCUCUAAUCCUAUAUAACGUCUGAAUCUUGUUCCUACUCCAUAUGCUGUCUGCAUUUUACACCCCAUAUGCUGUCUGCAUUGCCUCCACCCCCAUGCUGUCUGUGUCUCUGCACAGAAAUCGAUACUCACAAUUUUCCAAAAGAGUGCCCUGCAUCUCAGUUUCCUUGUACAAUUAAUAUACUGCCACAGUCCAAUUCUUCAGCCCUGCAUAUAGUCUGCUUUGCUUUUUGCUAUGUAUCACUUGUGUGGUCUGAUAGGUAAUGCUUGCCUUUUUUUCAGUAAAUCAAUUAUUGGGUUAGUUCUAGACUGCAGAAUUUCAUGAAUUUUGUAAAUAUAUAUGUUUUUUUUUUUUUUUAAAAACAUGCUUCUGUGUGGUUUUUACACAAUCAGACUGAUUUGAAUUUAAAUUUUUAUUUUUAUUAUUAUUAUUAAGAAGUGGGAUUGUGCUGCUAACAGAAAUAAAAAGAUUGGAAAAUUUGGACACGAUUGUGGAUGAUAGAAUGCUGGAGUGAUUGUGUGUGUUCUGUUGCCUGUGCUUUCAUAGUAAUGCAUACAGGUUCAGUGGUAUCAGGCAGUGGUAGUGAGUGCAGUAAUAAGAGGCAAUGUGGGAGUUGCUAAUGAUUGGUGCAGAGCUUUCCCAGCACUGCAGACACAUCUAUACAUCCUCUGCCUGCAGCGCCUAGCAAAGACUCCCCUAAACUCCAUGGAUCACUGGCAUUUGCAGCUGCUGUUUUUUGUUAUUCAUUUCUAGUGCCACCCAGACACAAGAUCUCUCAAGUCCAUUCUCAUCUACUAUGUAUUCUUGACUGGUGUCUCAUAGUUUGUUUUUUUUUCUUCUUCAGGUAGGAGUUGGCUUUUUCUUUGGAUAAUUGUAUUCUCCAAGUAAUUAUUAGUUGGGAAAAUGCCCGGCGUGGUGAGUAAGAACACAGAUCUGGAGUUUGACUCCUUGCAGCCUUGCUUCUACCCAGACGAGGAUGAUUUUUAUUUGUGUGGCCCGGAUUCUGCUCCCCCAGGAGAGGACAUAUGGAAGAAGUUUGAACUGCUGCCCACUCCUCCCCUUUCACCCAGCCGAGCAGGGUUGCAGAGUGACCCACUGUCUCCUGGGCAGUGGCCCUUGCUGGAUUAUGGCUUGCCUGCUGAUGGAGAUUCUUUGGACUGGGCUUCAGAGCUUCUGCUGUUGCCACCUGAGACUGAUCUGUUGGGGGGAGCUGGCUGGGGAUUACUACAGGGCACAGAGCUUGGCUUGUCUCCUUGCAACCUCAAGUCUAUCAUCAUUCAGGACUGUAUGUGGAGUGGAUUCUCCGCCAGAGAGAAGCUAGAGAGGGCAGUGAAUGAGAAGCUGGGAAAAAGUGCUGGUGCCACAGAACCUACCAACCCAAACCAGGCUGUCACCUCUGCCACCAGCAACAUAUCAGAACGAGGAGAUGAUUUGACCAACCCUGCCACACACUGUGUGAACCCAGCUGUGGUUUUUCCUUUUCCAGUCAUUAAGGGGGAGAAUGGUAGAGUUGUGCAUGCUGGAUCUUCGAGCAUAUCCACAACCGUGCCUGCUGUUGUGCCAGCAAGGAGCUGCCCUCAGUCCUGCAGAACCAGCUGUAGUUCUGGCUAUGACAGCCGCAGCGAUUCAGGUAAAUAGUCUCCUCUCUUUCUAUUCUUUUUACAGAUCACCUACCAUUUACAUGCUGAAUUUGUUCAACUAUUUGUUUUCAAAAGAAAAGUGUGUGUGUGUGUGUGUGUGUGUAUAUAUAUAUAUUUACACAUUGUGCGUCCAACUCGUCUGGUUACAAUUACGUAUCUGUUAGUCCACCCAUUGUACAGCGCUGCGGAAUUUGUUGGCGCUUUAUAAAUAAUAAAUAUAUAGAGUGUGUGUAAGUAACCUAUAUUACUAUGCAACUAUCUAACACAAUACACAUUUAGAAUCUAUGAGAACUCUUCUGAAACACAAAAUAUUCACUGUCUAUAGAUAAGUGUUUUGCUAUUUGGAUGAGUGUAAGUCUCUUGAACACAUAGCAAAACUAAGAUCUGUUGUGGUGAAACCAAGUUUAGGUGUAGGUGAUAACUGUUUCCAAGCCAUAGGUAGUAUGUUCUGAUUAUUGUUGUGUUAUGAUGAGUGUUACCUGUAGAGAAUAAAUCUGGAGCAAAGUUCUAAACAGUGGAGCAAGCAGAAGGAACAUUCUGUUUGUUUACAAGGUGACUGUUCCACUCAGACAGAGUUCUACACUAAACUUUAAUGGUGUCUAAUUAAAAUCCACAUCGCAAAAUGUAGGCUAAAAUUUCUGUAAAUUCUCAAUCACAGCUUUCGAUAUUUUAGCCUAAAUUACGCUGUUCAUAUUUUAACUUGCUCCUGUUUUAGUAUUCGUGAAUAAACCCUGUUAGAAUGUUGCUUAAAGCUGUUGUUUACCACCUUCCCAUUUCUGUCAACAAGCUGUCUGUUGAAAGUUUUGGCAUGAAUCAUCUGGUAAAAGUAUUUUUGGUUACCAUAAAUUUUAACAUACACGAUUUCAUUAUGGGCCUUUGAUAGUUUUGUAGAGGUAUCACAAUUUUUCUGUCUGCAGCACUUUUAAUGUGAAAGUUGUGGGGUUUUCUUUGUUUUUGUUCUGGAUGUGAGUGUUCUUGGAUGUUCACAAGACUACUAACAAUGGCAGAUUACCUACCAUUUUGGCAAUGUAUUUUUUGGCCAUUUGUAUUUUUUUUUUUUUUUUUUUAAAGCUUGAGUCAAGGUUGUACUUUGUCAUUUGCUCAUUUGCAUUGGAUGUAUCUGACAAGUAACAUGAUUUUAGAAGCUGCAGACACAAUAGUCUCAGAUCUCAAAAUCCUUUUCUAGUGUGAAUGCCUUUUAAAAACUAAAUGUAUGUAUGGUUUGCUGUAUUAAUCUAUGGAGCCAGAAGGUGGCAGUAUUCUUGGGUUUGAAAGGGUUUAUUGAAUUACAGAGGCCUUUUUAAGCAGUUGAAGCAGCAGACGGGGUUACUGUAUAUCUAAAGGUAAUCCUAUCAUGUUAGUUACUAGUAACAGAUGCUUGGCAACUUAAAGAGAGGGUUCUCAGGCAGAAUUACAACACCAUUUCCACCCUGUCCUUAAGUCGGAGAGCCACCCAUUUAUGUAUGUGACAUGCUUAUUAGAUGUUAGGGCACUCAAUGUAUUUUAUGUAUUCAGAGUGAGGUUCUGCAUGGUUCAGAGUGUUUAACUCUCCCUCUUCUGGUGUAGCUUGCAUUGUAUUGUAUGCUCUAACAGCAAUGUCACAGUUAACAAGAGAAUUGGCACAAUGUGGAAAAUCAAUUCAGGGAUGUUUGCUGGCUUCAAGAGUCUAGAAAAGUGGAUUGUUAAACAAUUGAGCUUAUUUGUGCACACGGGGGCCAUCAUCAUAAACUGCCUCCAGUCCCUUUCAUGUUUGCGCCUUGACAGUUUUGAGUGAGGAAGUGCUUCCUCCAAACAGCUGUCUUUUUGGCAGUAAACCAAAUCUCUGGCUUAAAGGGGCCCAGAGAUCUGAGCAGGCACACAUUCUGCCUAGGAACAAAUCCAGCGAUUGUCUGGACUUCCAGUCACACUGGCAGACGAUUUGUAGAGUUAUCGUAUUUUUCCAAGUACUGUAAAUCUACAGUUUUGUGCUUUUUCAUGAAGCCUGUGGCUAACUGUACAAUUUCUGUCACUAUAUUUAAUGUAAUCCAUUUAGUGAGGUCAUGACUCAUGCAUUAUACCUAUACCAUAAUGUAAUUUUUUAUUUUUUUGCACGUUACACCGUUUAUCCAAAAAAUAUCCAUAAAUAUCAAAAAGCUGUAAUUUUUUUUCCACACUUUGUAAUGUUUCAGUUGUUUAAAUGUGUAUAGUUCGCCACCUGAUAAUUAACCUUGAUGAUUUCGUUGUCUAUUUUUAGAUGAUGAUGAAGAGGAGGAGGAGGAGGAGGAAGAGGAAGAAGAAGAAGAUGAAGACGAGGAAGAAGAAGAAAUUGAUGUUGUAACGGUAGAGAAAAGGCGGACUUCCUCCAAUAAGUCGAUGACAUCACUCACGAUUACUGUACGAGCGAAGAACGCCAACCCUGCUACAGCAAAGACCACACAAGGGGAAGUGAUCCUCAAGAGAUGUGCCCCAGUUCAUCAACAACACAAUUACGCUGCUCCUUCGCCAUACGUAGAACCCGAGGAGGUAGCCCCGCCUCAAAAGAAGCCGAAAAAUGAGGUGACUCGUACAGUAAAGAGCGUAAUACCACCAAAGUCUAAAAGCUCUAGUCCUCGCAACUAUGACUCAGAAGACAGCGAACGAAGGCGGAACCACAAUAUCCUAGAACGCCAGCGCCGAAAUGACUUGAGGUCAAGCUUUCUAACACUAAGGGACCACGUACCAGAACUUGCUAAAAAUGACAAGGCAGCUAAAGUGGUCAUCUUGAAAAAAGCCACUGAAUAUGUUCAUUCACUUCAGGAUGAUGAGCAGAAAUUAUUGCAGGAAAAAGAAAACUUGCAAAUGCGACAGCAACAGUUGCUCAAGAAAAUGGAAAAGGUUCGGACUUGCUAAGCUUUUCUAUUUUUUUAUUCUCAUUUUUUUGUUUUGUUUUCUCCUGUAACGAACUGUCACUGCCACUUUGCACAUUUUUUGAAUCUUUAAAACAAAAGGCGUUUCCAUGUUCCUGAAUGUUGGUUUUAUUUCAAUUCAACUCACUCCGCAGUGUGUGUGUAUAUAUUUUUUGUUUUUCUAAAUAAACUUUUUUUAUUUUUUUUUUUUUUUCUAAAAUCAACUGGAUCACAUUUUAAGGAGUUCAUUAAUAGACUUGCCAAAUUAUUUAC